AUGGCGAGUUCUAUGGUACCGCUCUUUGUAACGUGCAAUAUUGUAGCACUACUUCUCAUGAGUUGUUGUUCUUAUGCUGCAAUCGUCGAGCAUAGCUUCCAUGUACAAAACUUAACAGUUCAACGAUUAUGUGAAAAUCGAGUUAUUACAGCGGUAAAUGACAGCUUACCAGGACCCAUAAUAAAUGUUCGUGAAGGCGAUACACUUAUUGUUCAUGCCUUUAAUAAAUCUCCCUACAAUCUCACAAUUCAUUGGCAUGGAAUUUUUCAGCUAUUGACAGCUUGGGCAGAUGGACCCGAGUUCGUGACUCAAUGUUCCAUACAACCUGGAAACAACUAUACAUAUCGAUUCAAUGUUACCGGACAAGAAGGAACCUUGUGGUGGCACUCGCACGUUCAAUGGCUUCGUGCAACCGUCUAUGGGGCGCUAGUCAUUCGCCCUAGAGCCGGUAACUCGUAUCCUUUCCCAAAGCCCCAUAAAGAAUACCCUAUUCUUUUAGGAGAAUGGUGGAAUGCAAAUGUUAUCGAUGUUGAGAACGAGGCUUUCGCUGUCGGUCGUGCACCUCAAAUUUCCGAUGCUUAUACCAUCAACGGCCAGCCUGGUGACCUUUAUCCGUGUUCUUCAAAUAAAACGCAUCGAAUAACCGUUCAAAAGGGAAAAACAUACAUGUUGAGGAUCAUCAAUGCGGCACUUAACAACCAACUAUUCUACAAAAUAGCCAACCACACCAUGACCGUCGUCGCAAUAGACGCCGCCUACACCGUGCCAUAUGUAACCGACGUCGUCGUAAUUGGCCCCGGUCAGACAACCGACGUGCUCCUAUUCGCCAAUCAACCCGCAAAAACAUAUUACAUGGCGGCGCAUCCUUACGUCACUGUCCCCGGAAUAAAUUUCACACAAACGGCCACCACGGGAAUCCUAGUCUACGAGAAAUCCGACUCGACUCUAACACCAAUCAUGCCCGAUCUCCCGGCUUUCAACGAUACACCCACGGCCCACAAAUUCUUCACUAACUUAACCGGCCUUGCAAAUGGCCCGCAUUGGGUCCCUGUCCCACUUAACGUGGACGAACACAUGUUCGUCACGAUAAACCUAGGGUUGAUCCGAUGCGAAGCCAACCGCACUUGUGAAGGACCGGCGAACCAACGGUUCGGCGCGAGCAUGAACAACGAGUCGUUCGUGUUACCUUCCGCAUCGAGAUCAACCAUGCUCCAAGGGUUUUUCAACAACAACAGAACCGGAAUCUAUACUACCGAUUUCCCCGAUAAUCCACCAAUAGAAUUCGACUACACGAACCCGAUCAAUGGCUUCAAUCUAUCACUCUUGUUCACAUCAACUUCCACGAAAGUGAAGAAGUUGAAAUUCAAUUCGACCGUGGAGAUAGUGUUGCAAAACACUGCCCUGCUUGGAGUAGAGAAUCACCCUAUACACAUUCACGGAUUCAACUUCUACGUAUUGGCACAAGGAUUUGGAAACUAUGAAGAAUCGGUUGAGGGUCGAAAGAAGUUUAACCUAGUCAAUCCUCAAAUACGUAACACAGUGUCUGUGCCAGUUGGCGGGUGGUCAGUGGUUCGUUUCACUGCGAAUAAUCCAGGUGUAUGGCUGAUGCAUUGCCAUCUGGACGUGCACUUUCCUUGGGGCCUAUCAAUGGCUUUUGAAGUUGAGAAUGGACCUACUCCAUCUACUACUCUGCCUCCUCCUCCUUUAGAUCUACCUCAUUGUUAAUCACAUGAUUGCUUUGUUUAUCAUCAUUUCAUAUGUUCAUUUAUUAUUAUUUGUUUCAUAUAAAAUAAGGGUUU
Impatiens glandulifera is the source of this 1799-nucleotide messenger RNA. Its product is annotated as laccase-7-like. Gene Ontology annotation, biological process: lignin catabolic process. Lineage: Eukaryota; Viridiplantae; Streptophyta; Magnoliopsida; Ericales; Balsaminaceae. The record is from RefSeq and is a predicted model, not a curated record. The transcript has 4 exons. The coding region runs from base 1 to 1725 and encodes 574 amino acids. Gene Ontology annotation, cellular component: apoplast. Gene Ontology annotation, molecular function: hydroquinone:oxygen oxidoreductase activity; copper ion binding.